UCGUGACUCCAAAAUGUUUGGAAGAAAAAAAGAACCGAAGAAGGAACGAAAACCGAGACCUCCGGGUAGCCUUGCUCAGUUUGGUAUUUUUGAAAUACCUGAAAAUCUGGGAGAUCUUGGAGGUGGAACAGAUGAUUUGGAUGACGAUGAUGGUGAUUUAGAAGCUGAAUUAGCUGCAUUGACAGCUGGAGACAAUCCAAAACCACCUUCUAGAAAAGCCCGUCCCAAACCUUCAGCUAAUCUUGACAAAAUGAUAGCUGAUAGCAUGAAAGACAUAAACUCAGAUGAAGAAUUAUCUGGUGACGACGAUGAUCCUGAUUUACUUAAUGAACUGAAAGAAAUCACAAAUGAUUCUGCUAAUGAAGAUGAUAGCCCUCCCACUGAAACAUUACCAACUCCUGUGAGAACAACUUCAAAUGAAACCAUGAAGCUAUUGGAAGAACGCUUAUCAAUGUACAAAACAGCAGAAAGUAAAGCCAAGUCCGAAAAUCAAUCUAGUAAAGCUAGAAGAUUUAACAGAGGGGUCAAAACAUUGGAAAGUUUGUUAAAAAAUUCCAAAUUAGGGCAUAAUAUUGAUAUUAGUGAAAUUCCACCUGUUCUUCCACCAUCUGCCUUUCAAAAUGUUGCUACUACACAACCAUCAUCAGCACCAACUACUGACAUUUCUCCCGAUACCAAUCCACCAAAGAUAGGCGAUAUGCAAGAUGAAUCAUCAAACAAACCAGAUAAACAAGUCACAACACCCGAAGAUAAGCCUUUGCAAAAAGUUGAUAAAGAUAUUUUGAGUCAGUUACAAGCUCGUCAAAAUGAAUACAAAAUUGCAGCUUUGAAAUGGAAAAAAGCAGGAAAUUUAGAAGAAGCUUUAAAUUAUAUCAAAAUUACAAAGCAAUUUGAUACAGUCAUUAAAGCUGUCUCCGAAGGAGAUACUGUUGAUUUAUCUGAUAUGCCUCCAGUGCCUUCAUUGCCUAGUGUUUCUGCUAUGCCUGAAAGUUCCAGUAGUAACAAUAAGGAAGAAAGUGGAAAUCAACGCUCAACCUCAGUUCAUCCCACUAUUACAGCAUCAAGUAUACCUCAACCAACAGAAAAAGUGGAGUCACUGGAAUCUGCUCUGAAAGAGCGUUUGGAGAUUUACAGAAGGUCUAAAACUGUUGCUGAAACUGAAGGCAAUUCUUCUAAAGUUAGAAGAUACGGUCGUAUUUGCAAACAAUUUGAAGAUGCUAUAAAGCAGCAUAUGAGAGGAAAAGCAAUUGCUAUCGAUGAAUUACCUACACCCCCUGGUUUUCCUCCACUUUCAGCAGCUGCUGGACAGAGCAAUGCACCAUCAACAAGUAUACCAACUUCUCCAAUUUCAGAAAAAUCGGAGCCAGAACCAAAACCUUCAAGUUCAACUAAAUCAGAAGAAAAAUCAGAAGGAUCUGAAGCACCUCAACCUAAAAGACAAGCUCCACCUAUACCACCCCAAAGAACUAAUUCUGAUAAGAAGAAAAAACUUACAUCUCGGGUUGAUAAGCAAAUUGAGCUCUUAGAGCAGAGGCAAAAAGAAUUGAAAAUUGCAGCUUUGAAAGCCAAGAAAGAAGGAGAUUUAGAUUUAGCGAGAGAUUAUUUAAGACAAGCUAAAGGUAUUGAUCCUUUAAUUCAAGCAAGUCAGUCUGGUUUACCAGUAGACAUGAAUUCUAUUCCAUUAUCACCACAAGCUAAAUUACAAUUGGAAAAACAAAAGACUGAAUCUCUGAAUUCAUUGGAUGAGAGUUUUGCAGUAAUAACACCAAUGGAGUGUUCAGAAGCCAGUGGAGAUGACGCACAGAUUUAUGAAAAUCUCGAAGAACAAUUGAAAAAGCAAAUUAAAUGGUGUUUGACGACAAGAGAUCAUUGUAAAGCUCUCGGAGAUGUAGCUAGUUACAACAAGUGGGGCAGAUUAGCACUUGAUUACACGAAAGAUUUGGAUAUGCUACGUGUGCGAAAAAGAGACAACCGCUCACCCCCGCAACAUCAUUAUGAAAUGAGAACUUACUCUAUUGUGCAGAGCUGUACGGACUUGACGGACGCUGAUAUAGAAAUAUCAAUUUUGAGAGGCAUAAAUUUCACCAAGGAAACCGACACUUACGUCAUCUUCGAACUGCCGUGGCCGAGCGAAUCCGUAUCGACAGACAGGACUUCGACCGUUAGAGAUACCAAUAAUCCGGAGUACAAUGCCGUUUUCCCGUUGACUGGCAUCAUUGACCGCAAAUCCAGACCGAUGCAGCGAGUUUUCAAGAGGCACGCUCUCAAGUGCCAAGUUUGGGCCAAAGGAUGCUCGUGGAAUCCCAUCCUGUGUUGCACCCAUCCAAGGGGCUUCUUCCGAGCUGACAGCCUUGUAGGAACUGCGACCAUUAAAUUGCAGCCACUUGAAACUCAAUGUAUUUUGCACGACUCUUUCCCCUUGAUGGAUGGUCGCAAAGCAGUCGGCGGCAAAUUGGAGGUGAAGAUUCGUAUGCGUAAUCCAGUCCUCGUGAAACAAAUCGAACAGAACAAGGAUAAGUGGUUGAUCAUCGAUCACUGAUAAAUCAAAGAUUAUUGGUUAAUUAUUGCUGCGCUUGUAUAUGAGUUUUAUUCCAAACGAACGUGCAUCAUUAGCUCGUUUCAACGAAAUUUUAAUUUUGAAAAAAGUGACUGCGAACAAACGAAAGCGCUGCCGCCCUAAAAACAAAACUGUACAUAUUCCAUAAAGAAAGCCUACACAUUGAUAUUUUUAUGCACACCGCUGUUAGUAUAUAUUUGAGUGAUAUUUUAUUAUGUACAUUUUGCAAGUGCUAGAGCAGAAAUAUAUAAGAGUUUAUUUGAAAAA
This is a messenger RNA of Trichogramma pretiosum, 2824 nucleotides long. It is a transcript of the gene l(2)gd1, whose product is annotated as coiled-coil and C2 domain-containing protein 1-like. The transcript is spliced from 12 exons. NCBI's taxonomy places the organism in Eukaryota, Metazoa, Arthropoda, Insecta, Hymenoptera, Trichogrammatidae. The record is from RefSeq and is a predicted model, not a curated record. Bases 14 to 2539 code for a protein of 841 amino acids. Gene Ontology annotation, biological process: regulation of transcription by RNA polymerase II. Gene Ontology annotation, molecular function: DNA-binding transcription repressor activity, RNA polymerase II-specific; RNA polymerase II cis-regulatory region sequence-specific DNA binding. Gene Ontology annotation, cellular component: nucleus.